AUGUCAGAUGCAUUAUUCGAUAAAAAUUUUGUUUUCUGUUCAAUAUGUCAUCAAAGAGCUGCUACAGGUAACCCAUUAAUUUUGACUUCAUGUGCGCACAUUUUAUGUGACAAACAUUUAUCUAUGGACAAUAUAUGUCCAAUUUGUAAAACAAAUGAUAUCUCGACUGUCAGAUUGGUGGAGCAACAGACAUUACCUAACGAUGUUAAAUUAUUUUUUCAGCCUUUACCCACCCUAAUAGAGAAUAUAUAUAAUAUCUCAAUAUUUCAAAUCAAUGGUUUAAAUGAACAGAUCCACUAUUAUCAAUCUCAUUGUAUCAAACUGAGAGAAAAAGUUGCAAGACAGCAACAAUUACUGUAUCAAGCUAAAAAUGAACUUGAUAAGAUACCAUUAUUAAAACAAAAAAUUCAAUACUUAGAAGACUCAAUACAGUCUAUAACUAGAAACGUUUCUACCACGAAUAAAAAUAAGACUCCAGUUACAAAAGAUCAUUUAAAAGGAUCCAAACAUAAGGUGUCUUCGUUUUUUAAUAGAAAAACUAAUACCAGUUUUGGCUUAAAUAGUACAGAUUCUUAUGUACAAACUCAGCCACCACCAACUGUCGAUUUAACUAUAGACAAUGAUGAUUACAACGAUCAACAACAACAACAAAAACAACAGCAGCAGCAGAAUUUUGUUUCUAAACUUAGAAGGUCUCAAGCACUACGACACAAUACUCAAAAAUCACUUCAAUAUAAAGAUUUCUCAAAGGAAAAGGAUCAGAAUAAUAGAGAUCUAUACAGCAAGAAUAAGAGAAGUACUAAUGUAAGAGCCAAUACUAUUAGCCUAAGUUCAUAUAAGAACGGACAGAUAAAUAAUAAGAGAAACCUUAGAAUAAAUGAUAGCAUAGCUAAUACCAACGGCCAUACAGAUGGUCUUAAAUUAUAUGAUGAUUUGAUAGCAGCAGAAUCUACACAAAUUAAUAAAUUUAAUUCAAGCUCUGAAUAUAUUUUACAACCCACACAGAAUACUUUUUCUCCAGAACGAAUACAAUUUAAAACUGGUAUACAAUCACCUAGGUCAAAUAAUAAUAAUAAUAAUGAAAAGUAUGGCCAUCAUUAUACUGAAAACAAUAAACAAUAUCGUGAGAAUGAUAUCCCUAUGUUGAAGUGCAAAAAAGCAAACUUGAUUACACCCCCUGAAAAAAAUUUGUCUUCAAAUACUACAAAUAAUAAUUCACAAAUCUAUAAUGAUAAAACUCAAAGGAAAAGAAUGAAUACCACAUUGGUAUCAGGACGAAUACAUUUUCCUACACCUUUAGAAAAAUUAAAAAUUGGUAAAAGGAAACCAAUAACUAAUAAUUCGCCAACAAUGGCCCAAUAUUUAAAGCGAAGAAGUGCCACAUCUCAAAUUAUCCUACCGAGCAAUUUUGCUAAUAAUAAAAACACAAUAAACAAUGGUAGUAUUGGUAACAAACAACUCUAUAGAGGGCAAACAUCCACUAAUAAUUAUAAGUAA
Molecule: messenger RNA, 1497 nt
Organism: Arxiozyma heterogenica
Lineage: Eukaryota; Fungi; Ascomycota; Saccharomycetes; Saccharomycetales; Saccharomycetaceae
Gene: CST9
Product: SUMO ligase CST9
Exons: 1
Coding region: 1-1497 (498 amino acids)
Biological process (GO): protein sumoylation; reciprocal meiotic recombination; homologous chromosome pairing at meiosis
Cellular component (GO): synaptonemal complex
Molecular function (GO): SUMO transferase activity
Source: RefSeq, a predicted model, not a curated record